AUGUGCGUAGGCCUGGCCAGCCCCUUCCCUGGCCAGCAGCCCCAUGAUUGGUUAGAGGAGGUGUCUGACGAGCAGGACGCAGCCUCUGAUUGGUUGAACACUUUCUUCACCUUCCUGUACGGAGUCAUAAGUCCCUCGGACAGCGACGAGACCGAGGAGGACGAGGAGGAGCGGAGACACGGGCGAGCGGACAGCCUGAGGGACGAAGACGAAGAGGAGGACGAGGAAGACGAGCGAGAGAGACAAACGAGGAGAGAGUCCAAGCUGGGCCAGAAGGUCGUCAUCGUCGGACUUCAGAACCAAUAA
This is a messenger RNA of Knipowitschia caucasica, 306 nucleotides long. The record is from the annotation of a GenBank genome assembly. NCBI's taxonomy places the organism in Eukaryota, Metazoa, Chordata, Actinopteri, Gobiiformes, Gobiidae.